This is a messenger RNA of Camelina sativa (false flax), 1230 nucleotides long. RefSeq lists its product as uncharacterized. The record is from RefSeq and is a predicted model, not a curated record. Lineage: Eukaryota; Viridiplantae; Streptophyta; Magnoliopsida; Brassicales; Brassicaceae.
CAAAGUCAAAGGUAAAGCUCUGUGUUUUUUUAGCUGUCACUGCCUUGUUCGUCUCAAACUUUGUCUCUGUCCAAAAUCUUUUUUUUUGUCCGGCAUCGGAUCUUUUUCCGAUCAGGGAAAGAACAGUACGAAUUAUCGAGUAGAUUUGCGGUGAAGUAGAAAUGUGGAAGGAGGAAUCUUUGGAUUUAGUGCUUGUGCCAGCGGGUCUCGUUGUGAUGGUAGCUUACCAUGUCUGGCUAGUCUACGCUAUAUUUCACCGUCCCAAGCUUACUGUUAUCUCUCUCAACGCUGAAUCUAGACGACAAUGGGUCUUCUCUAUGAUGACUGAGCCAAUGAAAAACGGUGUCUUGGCUGUUCAAACAAUCCGGAACAACAUAAUGGCAUCAACCCUUUUAGCCACAGCAGCAAUCACUCUAUGUUCCAUCAUAGGCGUCUUUAUAAGCAACUCUUCAGAUUCAAAAUCCAAGCCGACAAGUCUUGUAUAUGGGAGCAGAAGCCCUCUCUUAGCAUCAAUCAAGAACUUUGCGAUCCUGAUCUGCUUCCUCAUGGCCUUUCUCUGCAACGUCCAAUCAAUCAGGUACUAUGCUCACGUAAGUUUCCUAGUCACAGUGCCUGUCUCGAGAGGGAAAAGAGAACACUGUGAGUACGUGUCUAGAAACCUGAACCGAGCUAGCUACUUCUGGUCUCUUGGAUUGCGGUCUUUUUACUUCUCCUUCCCGCUUUUUCUGUGGACCUUCGGGCCCAUCCCGAUGUUUGUCUGCUGUUGUAUAAUGUCAUCGAUUCUAUAUUUCUUGGACACGACAACUAGUUUCACUAGGCAUCUCCAUAGCCAGUCGUUCAGAGAAACCGCUGAUUUAAAGGACGGUGAAAUCGAAUCAGCGGUCCAUGCUCUGUAGACUCUUUUCUCUGACUUUUGUUGUGUGUGAGAGUUAGCAAGAGUUAUAUAUUAACCGAGUGUGUUUGUAAUUUGAUGGAACAAAACCUUGGCUGCGAUUGUAUAUUUGCGUUUUAGUUUUCAUGUUAUGAUGAUUAGUAUAUCAUAAUAUGAAAACGCAUAUGCUGUUUGCCUAAUCGCAAACAAACAAUCUAAGUCUAUGUAAUCUCUUAGGCUCUGUAUCCAAAUUUAGAACUUGUACUCUAUUUUCAUCCAUCAAUCAUGUUGCCUCUACAAUACUAUACCAACUAAACAAUUAUAUUGUUAUUUUGUUAGAAUCCAGAGAUCGAUUUUUA